Messenger RNA from Acanthamoeba castellanii str. Neff, 525 nucleotides. RefSeq lists its product as uncharacterized. The record is from RefSeq and is a predicted model, not a curated record. The transcript is spliced from 5 exons. Bases 1 to 525 code for a protein of 174 amino acids. NCBI's taxonomy places the organism in Eukaryota, Discosea, Longamoebia, Acanthamoebidae.
AUGCAAAGAAGAACUACUGCUGCUACUACAAUUGUGAAGGCCAGCCUUGGUCUCCAACUUCUCUUCCACUCUGUGAUGCUGGUUUAUUUGGCCUGGUCGCUCGGCACCGAGCCCCCUGUGCCCCUUGUGGUGGGUAUCCAGUUGUUGAGUGCAGUAAUCGGGGGCCUGGGCCUGGCCAUCGAGGGGCCCCUUCUUGCAGUAUGCGCUGUGAUGCAUUCGAUCUUUGCGUUUUGCAUUGGGAUGAUGUGGAUCCCUCUUUAUGCCAAUAACCAGGAGGACUGCCAACAUCACGAGUGGACGCGUUGCACCGGCAAAGAGUGGUUUAAAAGUUGGCCCUUUUACUCCUUUUGGUUUGUGCAAGUCUCGAUCGUUGCGACGGUCGUUUGCUAUCUCAUCUGCGUCCGCUGUGCGCCCAAAACCAAAGUCGCUCCGCCCGCCAAGCAACUCGAUGUCAUGCUGCAGGUCGUUGCUCAUCACGCGCAGGGGCACGUCAUGCUGCUCGACAAGGGCCAGGAUCAUUGCUGA